UCCGCCGGCGCAGCGCUUUAUAACAAAGUGCAUUGCUCGUCAGCUUGUAACCGCUCGGACACACAGCAGCCUGGUGUCUCAUUCCACUGCCCCAACAUGUCCUCAGACGUUAGCACAGACUUGGAGCUGGAGCUGGGCGAGUUGCUGCAGGAGUUCCAGGACGUGGUGGAGGAGCUGAGGGCCCCGUCUCGAAGCAGAGCUCAUGUGUACCAGCACGUCCUGCAGGAGGCCAAAAGUCGCACGGGGCCCGGGGACGACAGCGGGGUGGAGGACUCGGACUACGGCAGCGAAGCUUCUUUGGGAAACAGUUUGAACACCAGCGAGGAGGAGCUUCACACAGCAGGCAUAACGCUGGCACCGAAAGCCAAACUGGGAGACACAAGGGACCUUGAGAGUUUUAUCAACAUGUUGGAUCAAGAACUUGCAGAAAUGUGAACAGGGAGUGAAAGCGAGCCACGUAGACGGUGGGAGGGUGGGGGAGCGGGGGAGCAGGCCGGGGGCGACAUGGCUGGCUACUGCCGAGCAGACAGGCAGAUCUACACCCGAGCAGAUCUGAGGGAGCAAAAUGCUCCCCUGGCUGCUCCGGGGGAAAAGGUUAACAUCAGAAAUUAAAAGGGCACUCUAUUCCAAAAUGCAAGAACACCCCCAGACCCCUGGCGAUGCCGCGUCCAGCCGGCAAGACGACGUCCCCACAGCAUCAGAUCCAAGAUGUGUGACAUAUUCUCAAAGCUAGACAACGCUUCCAUCUGUCCGCGAAGAGAGAGGAAACGCUGCAGAGACCAUAGAAAGCAUAUUUAAUGCCACAUUAAAAUUCACAUGAGUACUAUUCCAGUAAAAAGGGGCCCUAAAUCCUCAGUGCUGUAUUUUUUUAAAGGGAGCCCAUCUUUGUUUAGUUCAAAAUCACUAAUGGCACUUUAGUUUGAAACAAAUUUCAGGCCCAAGGGGCUCAGCCCUGCUGUGUAAUAUCAAAUGUCAUGUCUGCGCUGACGUUUCCAGUGUACAGUUCUUGUUAAUAUUCUUUUUUUAAAAAUAUGAAUUGUUGUACAGAUGAAUGCACAUAUAAAUAAAGCCAAAUUUUGAUGGA
Molecule: messenger RNA, 1084 nt
Organism: Chelmon rostratus (copperband butterflyfish)
Lineage: Eukaryota; Metazoa; Chordata; Actinopteri; Chaetodontiformes; Chaetodontidae
Product: regulator of cell cycle RGCC-like
Exons: 5
Coding region: 97-435 (112 amino acids)
Biological process (GO): regulation of cell cycle
Source: RefSeq, a predicted model, not a curated record